AUGAUUGCAGCAAUUGGUUCGUUGCUGUUGGCUGGAGCAAUUUUUAAAGCUAUUAGAACAUCUCCUCGUUGUAAAGAUGAUGUUGACUCUACUUCCACGGCUUCUUCUUCUCACGUUGACACUCCUCCUCCUGCAACCAAGCACGAUGUAUUUCUUAGCUUUAGGGGGGAAGACACUCGUGACAAUUUCACUAGUCAUCUUUAUGAUGCACUUUGCAAGGCAAACAUUCGAACUUUUAUGGAUCACAAGCUCCACAAAGGAGAUGAUAUCUCACCAAUUCUUUUGAGAACAAUUGAGGAAUCAGAGAUCUCUUUGAUUAUAUUCUCUGAAGAUUAUGCUUCUUCAACAUGGUGUAUGAAUGAACUCAUUCACAUCAUGCAAUGCAAAAGUAAACAUAAAAGGAUUGCUAUUCCUAUUUUCUACAAUGUAGAUCCAUCAAAUAUUCGUAAGCAAAAUGGGAGGUUUGGAGUUGGAUUUGCUAAGCUAAAGCGAAGGUUUAACCAAGAAAAGUUGACACAGUGGAAAAAUGCUUUGUUGCAAUCAACAAGUCUCUCUGGAUGGGAUUCCAAGAGUGUUAGGCCUGAAUCUGAACUUGUUAAAAAGAUUGUUGAAGACGUUUUGAGAAAAUUGAAUCGGAAGUCAUUCGUGCGUGUUGAAGGAUUAGUUGGAUCGAUCAUCAGAUAA
Molecule: messenger RNA, 684 nt
Organism: Prosopis cineraria
Lineage: Eukaryota; Viridiplantae; Streptophyta; Magnoliopsida; Fabales; Fabaceae
Product: disease resistance protein RPV1-like
Exons: 3
Coding region: 1-684 (227 amino acids)
Biological process (GO): signal transduction
Source: RefSeq, a predicted model, not a curated record